AUGGCGACUCUACUCAGUUCCAGCAAAGACCAAAACCCCGACGCUAAACUUGUGGCAAUUGUUGGCAUGGGGUGUCGAUGGCCUGGUGGCGUGGAAUCCCCGCAGCAGAUGUGGUCCUUUUUGCGGGAUCAGCGCUCCGGCUUCCACUCCUUCGACUCCGUUCCACGAUGUUUCUCGGCCACAGGGUUCUAUCACCCGGACUCGCGGCGGCCCGGCACGAUGGCCAUGCAAGGCGCGUUCCUCCUCGACAGCGAUCCGCGACUGUUCGAUCACAACUUCUUCGGCAUCACGGGACGCGAAGCCGAGACCCUCGACCCGUCACAGCGCAAGCUGCUCGAGGUUGUAUACGAAGCGUUUGAGAAUGCCGGCGAAACAUGGGCAUCCAUUGCCGGAUCAAAUACAGGGGUUUUUGUUGGGAACUUCGCACUCGACCAUUGGAUGAUACAGACACGUGACUGGGAUUAUCCGAAGCCGUAUUCAACAACAGGGGCAGGCGUGAGUAUUCUGGCAAAUCGAAUCAGCCAUAUUUUUGAUCUUCGGGGGCCUAGCGUCGCCGUUGACACGGCCUGUUCUUCGUCCAUGUACGCUGUACAUUUAGCUGUUAGCGCAAUCCGCAACGGGGACUGUGACUCGGCUAUUGUGGCAGCGUCGAACUGGAUCGCGGAUCCUAGCCUACACAUCGCGCUUGACAAACUUGGCGCUCUCUCACCUACAUCAAAGUGUCAUACGUUUGAUGCGUCUGCCGACGGGUACGCACGUGGUGAAGGCUUCGCCGCGCUAUAUAUUAAACGGCUAUCGUCGGCAUUUAAUGACGGGUCCCCUAUCCGCGCUAUUAUUAGGGGUACCGCUGUUAACGCAAACGGCCGCACUGGUGGGAUUACGCGCCCCAACGCCGCUGGACAGGAGGCUGUUAUCCGUAAAGCAUACGAUAAUGCCGGGCUACCGUUUUCUGAUACUACGUAUCUCGAGUGUCACGGCACGGGCACCCCAGCGGGUGAUCCGAUCGAGCUAGCGGCCGCCAAUCAAAUCUUUGGAUCCUACAGGAGUUCGGAGAUGGAUAUCCCCGAGCCUCUAUUCGUCGGGUCUGUCAAAACUAACAUGGGCCAUACCGAAGCCGCAAGUGCUCUGGCAUCCAUCAUGAAGGUUGUGCUCUCGUUGGAGGCGGGUGAGAUCCCUCCGAAUGUUGGCGUCAAAGUACUAAAUCCAAACAUUGAUUUUACGGACAGCAGAGUGGAGGUUGUAAGAGAAGUCACAGCCUGGCCUAAACAUCGACCCCGGAGGGCUAGUGUUAAUUCUUUCGGUUUCGGAGGGGCUAAUGGUCACUGCAUUAUUGAUCACCUUAGUGCCCUCUCUUUCCAUCGCGAAACACCUAGUAUCAAUGUGGGCUUAAGUUCUGAGCCUAACGGGCAUGCGCUCAAUGGCCACACCAAUCGCGUUCAUGAUCACCAAGCAGUCAACUACAACAACGGGUCCGCUGACGGCCAUCACAAUGUCAACGGGAACGGAAACGGGGCACAGAGCCGGGAAAAGCGGAUUCAUCAUCCUCUCAUCAACGCCCCGAUGAUGAAAAGAACAACUAAUGCAACUAGUCGCCAACAUGUCUUGCUUCCUUUCUCUGCGCAUAACGAGUCCUCUCUCCAGCUUAAUAUCGACGCUAUAUUUCGGGAGAUUCGUAAAUACCCGCUUGCAGACGUGGCGUAUACGCUCAGCGCCAGACGUUCUGACCUCCCAUACAAGGCUUUCCGGAUCGUGACUAGGGACGAUGCUGAGCUAAAUCUACUUAGCGUGGAUAGCAAACAGAGCAUCCAUACCGGCUCGGUCCAUCAACAACAUGAACAGCCAGCAGAUGUGGCUUUUGUUUUUACCGGCCAAGGCGCCCAAUGGCACGGGAUGUCUGAGCAGCUUUUUGAAUACAGCGUAUUUCGUACCGCGAUCGAGCAUCUCGACCAUAUCCUGAAGUCACUGCCAAUGUCUCCGUCCACAUGGUCAAUCGCAGAUAUUCUCAAGGGAAACUGUGACUCGGGUCUUAUCCAAACACCAGCAGUAUCUCAGACCGCAUGCACCGCGAUCCAGAUCGGGCUAGUUGACCUGCUCGCCUCAUGGUCAGUGCGACCCGCCGCCGUAGCUGGUCAUUCUUCGGGAGAGAUAGCCGCCGCGUACGCCUCGGGCCGCGCCACCGCUGCUGAUGCCAUUGUAGCGGCGUAUCUACGCGGUCGGUCCGUCACGGAUAAUAAGCAGGAAGGGGCAAUGUUAGCCGUAGGUCUUGGUCCGGACCAGCUUCGGAAUUCGGGAUACUUAGACGACGAGGAUCCUAAAAAUGGUCGAGUGCAGAUUGCCGCUAUAAACUCUCCUGGGAGCGUUACGGUAUCUGGGGACACAAUAGCCAUCGAGGCACUUGCUGCGCGCUUGGGUGUAGACGGUAUUUUCCACCGCUUGUUGAAGACGGGGGGUAUUGCGUAUCAUUCGCAUCACAUGAUUGCUCCCGGUCAGAAGUACGAGGAGAUGCUUUCCUAUAAUUCCUUACAUAUAAGGUCACUGGGAUUGGUUGCGGAGGGGGAAUUGUAUCCUCGUGUUCCGUGGGUGUCCUCCGUUACCCCUAACAAAGACCCACCAUCGAGUAUCGGUAAUGACGCUGCAUACUGGAGGGCCAAUCUUGAGUCACCAGUCCGCUUUUCCGAUGCUAUCUCAAAUCUAGUCCGAUCAGGUCGGGAUCACGCUCCUAGUCACGGUCCUAUCAAAGCGCUCAUUGAGAUUGGACCCCACUCAGCAUUGAAGGGACCAUUAGAGCAGAUCUUGAAAAGCGUAGGGCAGAACCAGAUCAUUUAUGCCGGCUCGACUUUGAAGAGAGGCGAAGAUGCCCGCAAGUCGAUGCUACAGCUUGCUGGGUCACUUUAUUGUCUGAACACGAAGAUUGAUCUGGUCGCUGUUAACGCAAUCGAUGAUGACGACAAGCGCGUUCUUAUCCAUGGGUGUACCGCUAUUGACCUGCCGCCAUACCAGUAUACAUAUGGGCCAAUCAAUUAUUACGAGUGCCGUUCAAGUAAAGAAUACCGCUUCCGAAAAGCCCCGCGUCACGACCUACUUGGUUCUAAGAUACCCGGGACAGCAAAGUUAAGACCCCAGUGGCGGAACAUACUGCGGGUAAAGGAUUUGCCCUGGUUAGGUGACCAUCGAUUGUUUCAAGAUGCGGUUUUCCCUGCCACAGGGUAUAUAGCCAUGGCUAUAGAAGCUGCACUACGUACUCACGAGGAGACCCCCGAACUGGUACCGAAGCCGACGGGGUACACGCUUCGAAAUGUGUCCAUCAAGAAUGCACUAAGGCUACCUGAAGAUGAUCAUGGUGUGGAGGUAAUAUUAAGCAUGGAGCUUGUUGAUGCCACGCCCGCGGCAUUGACUUCGUGGGCAAAUUUCUCCAUCAGCUCCGCCGGACAAGCUGAAGUCAAUUCUAUUGACAGUGCAUGGACUGAGCACUGUACCGGAGUAGUCAAGAUCGAAGUGGGGAACUUGCAUGAUAAGACCGAGAAGAUUGAUACAACAUCCAUGGACGCCCGCGUAAUCGAUGCACGGUCGUGGUAUAAGACAUUUACGGCUAUCGGGCUUGGAUAUGGCCCGGCGUUCCAGGCAGUCGCAAACAUUCGCACCGACCCAGAUAAACAACUUGCCUCGGCGACGGUGUCACUCACCACUACGGCAGGUAUGGUCAAGGGAGGUGAGUCGAGGUACGCCAUCCACCCGACAGCGCUUGACGCUACAUUACAGCUCGGGCUCAUUGCUUGUUACGGAGGCCGCGUCGAAGCUACCACAACUGCAUUCGUGCCAGUUCACUUCUCUCGACUAUACAUCGGGGAUGGUAUUAAUAAUGGAGGCUGCGACACUGCCGUGGCCGUCGCACUAGGUGAGCUGCGCGGCCUCAGAGGCGCAUAUAUAAACCAAUUGCAGAUGCUUGACCCAAGCGGCGACGUAGUUCUCGCCAUUGAGAAGCUUCGGUGUAUCAGCUACAUCGACAAGGCACCUAUCAGCGAUCAGAUUAGCAGUGACUCGCACGCGGCAUUUACUGCCCCCUUUUCGCGGAUGAUAUGGAAACCCGAUUUUCGCUCCCUAAACUACCGGUCAUGUCAUGCACUAUAUCCGCCACCCAAGGAGAACCUAGACCGUCUUGUGUCUAUAGGGAAGUUGACUAAGAUGUCCUGUGUCAUCCUCGCAGACGUGUAUGAGACAUUCACGAAGGGUAGUCCCGAGGUCGGGCUAACGCCUACACCGUCAGGGAACAUAGGCCACUUUUUCGCGUGGAUCAAGAGGUAUGUUGAGGAGGCUAAAAUCCCCGAGAUGGUCGAAGCUAGAUUGCUGCCGCCCCAGGAACGGAGUGAAACGAUUGAUCGGCUCUUUCUCGAAAUCAAGGAUAUCGUAGAAGCCCAGAUAGCUAAAAGGCUACACGAGAAUAUGGCUGAUAUCCUCUUCGAGCGUCAGACUGGGGUUGAUAUCAUGGUCCACGGCGACAACGACACUAACCUCCUAUCGGCGCUAUACAAGCACGGAAUCUUCAUGACAAGCGCGUACCAACAGCUCUCGCGGAUAUUAGACAGCUUAGCUCACGCAAACCCACACCUGCGUAUUCUCGAAGUUGGUGCUGGGACUGGCGGUGCCACCCGAGUUGCCAUGAAAGCACUCACAGGCCCCAACAGAAUCAAGCGCUACCGCGAAUAUGCCUUUACCGAUAUCUCGCCAGGUUUCCUAACCGCAGCUCAGGCGUCCCUAGCCGAGUUUCGCGACAUCAGUUACUCUGUCCUGGAUAUCGAGGCGGACCCCGCAGAGCAGGGUUACCAGCCCGUAUACGACAUCGUCUUGGCUUCGCAGGUAUUGCAUGCAACCGCCAGUAUCUCACAAACACUUAAGAACUGCCAGAAACUUCUUAGGCCACAAGGAAAACUUGUACUGGUAGAGAAUACCGUAGAAGAUAGUGUAAUCGGUGGUCUCGUCUUGGGUACCUUGACUGGAUAUUGGCACGGAAUACCCGACGGUAGGGUUAAUGGCGCCUUCGCGAGCUUAGAUACGUGGGAUAGGGUCCUAAGGGAAGUGGGCUUUUCCGGAUCCGAAUUGGAGUUGGAUGAUUACCCUCGGCCAAACAAUACGAUCACGACGCUAGUAUCGACACUUGUAGAGAAUGGUGCCGUAAUGCAGGAGAGCAAGAAAGUCUCAGGGUACGUCGAGGUUCAGCUUCUUCACAGCCCUGAACGUGAUCAGCCUCUUCUUGGUAAGCUCCGAAAGGAGCUAGAACAACGUGGCAUAUCAGUCCAAGUUGUACCCCUCGACCAAGCAUCGAGUGCAGUACCACAAGAUGCCCACGUUGUAGCCUUCUUGGAUGAUGAGAAGGACUUUUUGCUCGACACUGAAGGAUAUUAUCUUGGCACGUUUCAAUACCUCGCCCACAAAACAGCGACCUUGCUCUGCUUAACAUUUUGUGGGUAUUCAAAGGGACAGAAGCCAGAAGGCGCAUUAAUUCCUGGACUAUUGCGGACGGUAGGGACAGAGAAUCCAACGGGUAGAUUCAUCUCGAUAGAUGUUUCUAUUGAACAUUCUGAUUCUACCGUGGACGAAACCGAAGACCUAGUCCGCUGCAUAGCAGAUCAACUAUUCCCUCCAGUUGACGAGCCUAAAGAUAGCAAAGAGGAGAAUCAGAGCCCUCGAAUAAAUGACCGCGAAUUCAUUUGGCAGGACGGGUGCCUCUGGGUCAGUCGCGCCGUACCCGAUAGCACUCUUCAAUCGUAUGCCGAAAUAUCUUCCAAGGAUAGCCAAGAACGAUACACCAAGAUGUUAUCAUUAUGCCCACUUGAUAGCCGAGGUCCCGUCCGCGCAGCAUUUUCCGCGCCCGGCAUACUUGGCUCUUUGUACUUUCGACCCUACACGGAGUUGCUGGCCCGAAUACCAUCAAAUUACAUAGACGUCAAGGUUGCAGCAGUGGGUAUUAACUGGAAGGACUUAGCUGUCUCAUCUGGCCGCUUCGAUGCUAACAAUCUAUCUUCUGAGUAUGCCGGCAUCGUGACAGCAGUGGGAACCGACGCUGCAGGUUUGUUCUGCGUUGGCGAUCGUGUAUAUGGCAUGGGUCGGGGUCAAUUCGGAAACUACACCCGUGUUCCUGCAGCAUUUGCGCAGAAGUUAGACGCGCAAGAUAAUCUCAUUGAAGUCGCAACUAUGCCUCUGGUGUACAUGACGGCGGUUUAUGCAUUUGAUUACGCCGCUCGUUUACGGCGAGGACAUAAAGUCCUCAUCCAGUCUGCUACCGGUGGACUCGGGCUUGCCGCUAUUCAGCUAGCGCAGGCGAAGGGCGCAGAGGUCUUUGCUAUGGUGGGAACAGUGGAGAAAGCUGAUUUCUUAAUUCGAGAGAUGAAGCUACCAAGAUCGCACGUCAUUGCCGUCUCUUCGGGAGAUAGCGCGUCUUCUCUGCACAAAAAGCUCGCUCAUAUGACACCCGACGGUCGCGGUUUCGAUGUUAUACUUAGUACGGCUCGGGGAGACGUACUGUACGCUUCCGCCCAGGCGCUGGCGCCACUAGGCCAUCUGGUUGAUGUAGGACGUGUUGACGUACAGGAAUCUAAAGCUCUAGAGAUGGGUCUUUUUGGCAAGAGUGUCAGCUUCUCUUCGUUUGACUUAUCGCUUGUUCUCGACGCCGACCCCGCGAUCGGCACGGAGUUGAUGAAGGCCGUCCAUAGCUAUUAUCGGGAUGGUCUCAUCCAGCCAAUACGCCCAUUUUCAGCCACUGACGUAUCCAAACUUGACCAGGUUUUGCUGAAGUUUUCUAAAGGUACGCAUUUUGGUAAGUUGGUGGUAACGUUUGAGGAUCCACAGACACUGGUUAGAAUGCCCCCAGUGCCAUCACGGUCACGAGUCCAAUUCGAUCCUACGGCAUAUUAUAUCGUAGUGGGAGGACUUGGCGGCCUCGGAAGGUCCAUUAUUAGAUGGAUGUGCGAACGCGGGGCCCGCAACCUGGUUGUCUUAUCCAGGCGCGGAAUCGAGAAGAGUUGCUCUGCAGCGCAAAACCUCAUCGGUACGCUCACCGAGCGCGGCGUUAACAUACAAUCCUUCACAUGCGAUAUUAGCGACCUGUCUCAAGUAACGCGCCUCUUCCAGAAUAUUUCAUCUUUCUUCCCUAGUGUCUCCCUCAAAGGCAUUAUUCACGCUGCCGUUUCUUACCUCGACGUCUCCUUCGAUAAAUUGACCGUGCCACGAUGGCGUGAUAGCUUGGCAGCCAAGGUUCAGGGGACCAAGAACCUCCACGAAAUGACCAUGUCCCUGCACCCUGGACAGCUGGAUUUCUUCGUCAUGAUCACCUCGCUUGAGUCGGUCUACGCAUUGGCCACACAGAGCGCAUACACGGCAGCCAAUGCGUUCCAAGACGCGUUUGCAAGGUACCGCCGACGGCUCGGGUUGCCCGCAACGAGCAUCUCGUUUGGAUUCGUGAAGGAUAUUGGAGAGCUAGGCCAGGACUCGGUUACAGUGGAUAUGUUUGCGCGGAACAGGACUAUCACGCUCACAGAGACAGAGUUUCUUGCCCGGCUAGAACCCGCGUUUCUUAAUGGCCAGAACGAUGCCAUGAGCAACGAUGGUGGUAAUGAUACGAACUGGAUCGGCCAGGAUGAGGACCCUCUUUCUGCUUCCAAUAUCCUUACUUGUCUAGACCCAGGUGCUAUGGCGGUCAAAGAGCGAGAAGAGGAGGUCGAUGCACGCGAUGCAGGUCCAGGCGGCCAGUCAAGAAGCGCCGUGCCCCGCUGGUACGAUGACGCGCGCGUCUCGCUUAUCAUGCGUGCCUUCGAGGAUGCGCGACGAUACCAUCGCCUAGGCAGCUCUUCAGACGCGGCGGCAGGGGCGCAAGGAGGCGACGACAACACCUACAAGUCAUCCUUCGAGCGCAUCCGCCGACAAUUCGACGCAGCAAUUAUCGCCGGGACCUCGGAGCGUUCCAAAACAGCUAGUUUCGUUGCGGGUGCCAUCACAACAGCAGUAGCAGAGAUGCUGUUUGUGGAAGUCUCGAAUGUGAAUCCGGCACGCGCCGUGGCGGACCACGGCGUCGACAGUUUGAUUGCGGCGGAGCUGCUGAAUUGGUUCCACCAGGCGCUGGGGGCGAAGAUUAAUAUGCGAGAGUUGCUGGAUGCGAAAACGAGCAUUGAGACGCUGGCGGGUGGAAUUGUGGAUGCGGCGUUGGCUAGGAGGCAGAACGCGGGGGAGGGGCAGUGA
Annulohypoxylon maeteangense is the source of this 8229-nucleotide messenger RNA. RefSeq lists its product as uncharacterized. Lineage: Eukaryota; Fungi; Ascomycota; Sordariomycetes; Xylariales; Hypoxylaceae. The record is from RefSeq and is a predicted model, not a curated record. The transcript is spliced from 4 exons. The coding region runs from base 1 to 8229 and encodes 2742 amino acids. Gene Ontology annotation, molecular function: phosphopantetheine binding; 3-oxoacyl-[acyl-carrier-protein] synthase activity; fatty acid synthase activity. Gene Ontology annotation, biological process: fatty acid biosynthetic process; secondary metabolite biosynthetic process.